Molecule: messenger RNA, 579 nt
Organism: Debaryomyces hansenii CBS767
Lineage: Eukaryota; Fungi; Ascomycota; Pichiomycetes; Serinales; Debaryomycetaceae
Product: TRAPP complex core subunit
Exons: 2
Coding region: 1-579 (192 amino acids)
Biological process (GO): endoplasmic reticulum to Golgi vesicle-mediated transport; intra-Golgi vesicle-mediated transport
Cellular component (GO): cis-Golgi network membrane; cytosol; TRAPP complex
Source: RefSeq, a predicted model, not a curated record
AUGUCCAAGGCAUCCAGAUUUUCCAGUGAUGACAUAUGGAAGAAUAAUGUCGAAAAAAUAAACUCAGAGUUGUUCACGUUGACGUAUGGGUCAGUUGUUUCGCAGCUCUGUAGGGACUAUAACAAUAAUUACCAGGAGGUGAACCAGCAAUUGGACAGAAUGGGAUAUAAUAUAGGGUUGAGACUAAUCGAAGAGUUUGUGGCCAAGACGGGAGCACAGAGGUGCCAGACGUUCAAAGAAACGGCGGAAAUAAUCUCGAAGGUGGGAUUCAAGAUAUUUUUGAACAUCCAGCCCGUGGUGACCAACUGGAGCCAGGACGGCAAGUCAUUUUCGUUGAUAUUGGUGGACAAUCCGUUGGCGGAGUUUGUAGAAUUGCCCGUCACGAACGAUAACAAGAUCAAUAAGGAGUUAUGGUACUCACAGAUAUUGUGUGGUGUGUUGAGAGGCGCGCUACAGAUGGUGCAGCUUGACGUUGACGUGUGGUUUGUUAAGGAUGCUUUAAGAGGUGAUGAACAGACAGAGCUCAGAUUGAAGCUCAAUAAAAUCUUGAAAGACGAAGUACCAGCUGGCGAAGAUUAA